AGAAAAAAAAUGAUAGAAAGAAAAGAACAGGUAUCGCACCGACCGUUCGAGAAAAGAGCCCUCGGAAACCGAUCAAAAUAAACCAAAAACAAAAAUAAAGGAGGACGCUUCCUACACCCGCCCAAAGAAAAAUCAAAGGGUAACGUACCAGCACCAGGCACUACGCACCAGGGCACGGGAGUAACGGAGCAAACAAGACAAAGAGGCGGCAGAUGGGCAGACAGCCAGACGUACAAAAACAAAGGCAACAGCAAAGCGAGAUCACGGUACCCAACACAGCAGAGUAGGCAGGGAGAUAAUGAACAAUAGAAACAAAGAAACACAGCACAGAGGCCGAAGGCAAUACAAAGGACACAUAUACAUUAAGGAGUAUAGCCUACAGCAGGGAGGGAAACAGGGCGCAACAACAUCAGUCGGGUACAUAGUUCGCCACGAGUGCUGCCUCGGCGGCCCUUCUCGCUUCUACAGCAGUGCCCGGUCGCCGUGUGUGCUGGCGGCGAAGCAUGUGGUGGAAAAACUGCUGCAGUUUUCCUUCUACACUAGAGUCAUGGACAACAUGUUGGAGGAAGUGAAGAAUGCACCGCUGCCCAUUCUGCACCACAUGAUCGACAUCUGGACUGAGAAAAGCAUCGGGGCGCAAGGCGCCCUGGGAGAGGCGAAGGCCGCGGAGGUGCUUUUCGAGAUCUUCAAGGCUAUCCUGCACGAGUUCGGCCUGCGCCCAUCGGACAUCGCGUCGGGUACUACGGACAGUGGAUCGGACGUCAAGUCUGUGAGCAUCAACGGCCUCCACCCGCAUUACGGGGUUUUGUGGAAUUGGUGUUUUUGCCACCUGAUGGUCAAGACCGCCGAGGACGGCUUUGGCACUCACGUCGACCCUCAGAAGUCCAAGAACCCGGAAGCGCGCGACAUGCUCAAGAACGUCAUCAGUAUCGUCGGGAACCUCCACAGGUCUUCCAACUUGAAAGCUAACUUCGACGACCUUCAGCCGCUUUCCUCCGUCACGCGUGAUGGCCAGUACGAGGGUGCGCCGAUGCUGGCGGACAUCCACAUGAAGUUUGGCGUGCUCAAGAUGGACGUGCUGGACCCGUCGAAGGAUCUCAAGGUCUUCGACGUCCCGCCGCUUGGAGCAGGCGGCCUCCCGGACCGCAACGACCAGAAGAAGCUUCUGCCGCACAAGAUGCUUACAGCGGAGGAGGGCGAGUACUUGCCCGCCGGGUCGGACGUGAUAGUCCCUACGUCGGACGAAGACGUGCAAGAGAAGCUGGAUGAAACUUGGGCCGAAAUCAAGAAGCGAGCCGUCACAGCCGUGAAGAAAGCGCAGAGUCGGGCCGUGGGUGAUGGUGGGAACGGGGAGGCAGGUCCUUUCAAGCGCGCCCGCACUAGCGGCGCGGGCCCAUCUCGUCGCAAGAAUCACGACGACGCCUUUGCAGUUUUCGGUCGCAACGAAGUCGCCCCCCAAAGCAGCAACGAAGAAGAUUUGGACUUGGUGGAGAAGGGGGUCUCGAGCGAGAUCAUGCGGUACAAGGGUGUCUUCAUGAGGUCAACCGACUUGCCGCCCAGCAAAGUCCUCCACUACUGGAAGACCGUAGGGAAACAUUCAUUCCCCUCACUCAAGUAUGUGGCGCAGCAAACUCUCGGCAGUCAAGCCUCCGCCCCUCAGGUCGAGAGAGGCUUCAGCCACUGCGGUCUUUUCUGUGUGGGGAACCGCAAGUUCAGCGGAAAAAACGACGAUCUCCUGAAAGCAGAGAUGGCGCUCGACCCGCUGUCAAACACCACGCCUCCCCAGGAGGAUGACGUUGGCGUUGGGGAGGAUGGAUAGGCUGAUGUGAUUUUUUGAUGACCAGUUGAGGAGGAGGAUUGAGGAUGAGGAUUCAGGAUUCGUACCCUAGACUCUCGUACGUUUGAAAUUUGAAUUUGGGUUGUUGACUUCGACUUUCGACUUCUGUUUCUGCUCUUCUCUUCGUUCUUGCUUUUCGGUCUUCAAAGUAGUGUCCGAGGGACGGGGCGAGGGAGCAGCGUGUACUAUGUUUGUAUGCUACUGAGAGUGCUGUUGCAGGUGCUUGAUGCAUGUUUAUUGAUGCUUUUGGGUUUGUACGUUUUAGUAAAGGUUUCCAUACUAUACUGAUACUGCUGUGCUGGGGGUUUGGUACGGCCCUCGGUACUGCUGUGCUGAGCGCAACAGUACGUUUAUUACAGCUUUGGAUACUGUACUCUAGUCAACGCAAUAGUACGUUUAGUACAGCUCUCGAUAAUGUAUUGUACUAAAGGUUUAGUUCGGGGUUUCGGCCGGUACUGUACUCGACCCAGUACAGUAGUAAUGCCGCCGGUCGCCCCGGUGGUCUAGUUGGUAACCUCGAAACCUUCUAGAGGUCAGGUCAGGGGUUCGAAUCCCGGCGUAAGCGAGCUUUUCUUGCAAAGUGAGUUUUUCUCUCGCUUCCGCUCCUGGCCUCGUGGAUAGCGCUAGUUCGUGUGUACACAGAGGGAAGAGAGUGCUGAACUCUUUCUCGCAUUAAAAAUCGAAGGCAAAGUACCGCAGGAGGGGAGGGUAGAGAGGGGCUCUUCUGUGUGACC
Messenger RNA from Ectocarpus sp. CCAP 1310/34, 2571 nucleotides. The record is from the annotation of a GenBank genome assembly. NCBI's taxonomy places the organism in Eukaryota, Phaeophyceae, Ectocarpales, Ectocarpaceae.